This is a messenger RNA of Clonostachys solani, 1575 nucleotides long. Lineage: Eukaryota; Fungi; Ascomycota; Sordariomycetes; Hypocreales; Bionectriaceae. The record is from the annotation of a GenBank genome assembly.
AUGCCGCAUGUGGCUUCUCAAGCCUGUACAGCCUGCCGGCGUCUAAAGCGGAAAUGCUCUCGGGAUAUCCCAAGCUGCGUGCUUUGCCAGCGGUUGGGCAAGUACUGCGAAUAUCCUAUAUCUGCGAGUGACGACAGCUCAAGCGUACGGGUUCAUGCUCUACAUCACAAGCUCCUUCGGGGCCCAGACCACCCGUUCCCUCACGCAUUCUUCCUCGAUCAGGAUCUGCAUGCUCCACUUCGUACGAUGCAGUUGGCACAGUCGGUCCAGCCAGAGCUCAAGUUGCACGUUUCCCAGUACCUCAGUGUGGACAGCCCCACGCUCUACAGUGACUAUCAUGUGAAGGUCCAUACCUGGCUCCCCAUGCUAAGUAGGAAGAGGCUGCUGGACCAAGGCGUCGAAAGUUCCGAGAAGACCGAUGCAUGCCACCCCCUGCUCCUUCUUUGCAUGGAGCUUUGCACGGCAGAGUGCGGAGGCUCACCCGCGGAAUUCCAUCUCUAUACGGCAGCAAAGUCGCUGUGCUCGGCGGUGGAGCAGGCUGGCUACCUCUCGCUGCGCCUCGUCCAGGCCCUUGUUCUGAUUACCUUUUACGAAGCCUGCCACGGGCUUCAGCCAGCGGCAUAUCUGACCGUUUCAAGGGCAGCACGGGUCGGUUCCUUGGUCGGCCUGUACGCUUCACGAUACAGCUCCAACCUAUUCCAGCAAGUGUCUACUUGGACGGCAAGCGAGGAGGCGAGACGGACGUGGUGGGCCAUCUUCGUCCUUGACAGGUAUUUACUCAUCGAUGGGCCUGGAUUGCCCUUCUCGCAACAAGAUCCGACCGCCGAGGAGCUGUUGCCGGUCAACGACGGUGACUGGGAGGCUGGAAAUACCGUCGCCAGUGAAAGCCUUUACACUUCGUCUUUUAGCAGCAACACGGUGCUCGGCCCGUUUGCCAUGCUGUGCCAGUCGUCUAACAUCCUGAACAAGAUUUUGCAACACAAGAUGAACCGAAAAUCCUCAUCAGAGCCCGUUGAGCAACUCAUGAAUGAAGCAUUGCAUCUUCACCGGACGUCAUCAGCAUUGCAAGCUUCCAUCCAGGCGUCAUCGGAAGGCUCCCCUAGUGACAGCUCCCCCUUUGCAUCUGCACUAGCCGUAUGUUCCGUGGCUCGAUUGUGUCUCUACAACCUCUAUGCAUGCAACUCGACGCAGAAUGGCCGGGGCGUCUCAACGCCCAUCCAAGCUGAUCUCCAGUACCUAAGCUUGGAGGGUAUUUCGAGCCUGGUACACAAUGAGAUUCCAGAACUCGCGCGCCAGAGGUACGCGUGUCCGUUUCUGGCUCACUGUCUGUACUAUGCUGCGAGCGAAGCUGCCUGGAUCGUGAGGGAAGGCUCCGAUGCGGCAACAACGUCCAGCCUAAAGGAAUUGCUAGACGGUUUGCGAUCCCUUGAGUCCUCCUUUUCCGUGUCAAGUCAUCUUCUAUCUCUCUUGCAACAAGAGGGAGUCUUGGGGCUGGUGGACUCGGAACCUGCUACAUUGCCUGCAUUUCAAGAUGGAGACGAAGAGGUUUCAUCAACAAUGAGCGCCGAGUCCUGA